AUGUCUCUUUCCACUUCCAUUCCGCCGCCCAAAUGGGUGGUUGAAAUGAACACGCCUCUCGCGAAACGUCCCGGGAAAACCAGCUUUCGCAACCCACCAGGCUUCACCACCAAAGCGUCAGGCAAGCAGCAAGAAACCCGCUCCGCCCCUGACCGCAAACCCGUCGAAACAGACACCCUCAAACUCAAAAAAGCCUGGGAAGUCGCCCUCGCCCCCAGCAAACAAAUCCCCAUGAACGCAAUCAUGAUGUACAUGUCCGGCAACAGUCUACAAAUCUUCAGUAUCAUGAUGGUAUUCAUGCUUUUUAAGGGUCCUAUCCAGGGUCUAAUCGCUACAAACGCGCAAUUCGUGAAAUUUGAGACCGAGAGCAACAGGACCAAAAUCUGGGGCUGCAAGGCUGUUUAUGUGUUGAUGCAGUUGGUGUUGUUGGGAAUGGGGGUUUGGAAGGUUAAUGCUAUGGGGUUGUUGCCAACUACGAGGUCGGAUUGGUUGGCUUGGGAAUCAGAGAGAAUAUCGCUCGAGCGGGCUUUCUUUGCUUUUGGUUAA
This is a messenger RNA of Talaromyces marneffei, 546 nucleotides long. RefSeq lists its product as uncharacterized. Lineage: Eukaryota; Fungi; Ascomycota; Eurotiomycetes; Eurotiales; Trichocomaceae. Bases 1 to 546 code for a protein of 181 amino acids. Gene Ontology annotation, biological process: protein folding in endoplasmic reticulum. The record is from RefSeq and is a predicted model, not a curated record. The transcript is spliced from 3 exons. Gene Ontology annotation, cellular component: EMC complex.